AUGUCAGCGAGGGACCAGGCGCCGGCGCCCGAAAUGUCCGCGGCAACUCGGGACGUGCUGGGCAGGGUGCGGAGGAUGAUCCCGCCCAUGCUGGACAAGUUUCACAAGGGGCAGCUGGGCCGCAUCGCCGUCAUUGGCGGCAGCGAGGACUACACGGGGGCGCCGUACUUUUCGGCCAUGGCCAGCGCGAGGCUGGGAUGCGACAUGUCCCAUGUCAUUUGCACACCGCAAGCCGGCGCCGUCAUCAAGACCUACUCGCCCAACCUAAUGGACCCCAACCAUGACGGCGACGCAGAACACGACGCGGCCCGCAUCAUCGACAUGCUUCCGCGCCUGCACGUCCUCGUCGUCGGGCCCGGGCUGGGGCGCGACCCGCGCAUGCAGGCCACCGUCGCCCGGGUGGUGCGCGCCGCCCGCGACAGGGACAUGGCCGUCGUGCUCGACGCCGACGCGCUGCAGCUGGUGCAGCGGGACCCGGACCUGGUCAGGGGGUACGCCGGCGCCGUCCUGACGCCCAACGUCGUCGAGUUUGGCCGGCUCUGGGACUCGCUCAAGCUCGGACAGCAGCAGCAGCAGGACGGGGCCGCCGGCGAGACGGGCAAAGUCGAGGCCAUGGCCAAGGCACUGGGCGGCGUGACCAUUAUUCAAAAGGGCAAGGCUGACCUCAUCUCCAACGGCAAGUCCACCUUGACCGACGACCUCGAGGGGGGCAGGAAGAGGAGCGGCGGCCAGGGCGAUACCCUGACCGGGUCGGUAGCGACGUUUCUCGGCUGGCGAAAGGCCUACCUAGACGGCAUUUGGGACACUGGUGACGAUCGCCUAUCGGCCGACGAGAUGAUGGGACUCGCGGCUUUCGGGGGGAGCGCAAUCACGAGGGAAUCUUCUCGGCUGGCCUUUCUCAAGAGGGGUCGAAGUCUGCAGGCGAGUGACCUGACCGACGAGGUUCACAAUGCCUUCAUUGGUCUCUUUGGAGAAAUCGACGGCGACUCUGGCUCCUACAAGCUGUGA
Molecule: messenger RNA, 1008 nt
Organism: Hirsutella rhossiliensis
Lineage: Eukaryota; Fungi; Ascomycota; Sordariomycetes; Hypocreales; Ophiocordycipitaceae
Product: carbohydrate kinase domain-containing protein
Exons: 5
Coding region: 1-1008 (335 amino acids)
Biological process (GO): metabolite repair
Molecular function (GO): ATP-dependent NAD(P)H-hydrate dehydratase activity
Source: RefSeq, a predicted model, not a curated record